CGGGCCAGCUGCAGCAGCUCGGCUCCCUCGUCAUGGGCAUGAAGACGGAGACCUUGUUGACCCUCACCUCUGACAGGCUGCGGUCCUUCCUGCCCGCCAUAGUGCAGCACACGCCGUGCCGCAGCCCGCCACGAGCCAACUUCAUCACCACCAAACUAUGGGGCUUUCCAGAAGUGGUCCGUUGGUUGGAUGAUGUGGAGCUUUUGCUCGUUUGCACGCCCCUGGCCAGUGUCCUGCCCAGGACUUGGCUGCUCGUGGACGACAUUGCCAACGUAUCCGCAAAACCCUUUAACACACAGCAGGCUAAAGCGAUCUUCAGAGAGGCGCGUGAUGCAAAACCAGACUUAGUCCAAGAACAUUUUCUGAGUCUGGGAACACUGGGUCAAGGAGUGAGCUGCAAGGUAUUAAAGGAACAUUUUCAGGCGGACCCCUCGCCUCCUGCGGUGAUAAGAGUCCUGCUCUUCCUCAGGCAGCAGCCUGGUCCUCUUCACACCUCGCUGAAAAAGUGUGUGAUCGAGGAGCUGUAUCAGUUGGAGUUCUUCUCCGAGCUGCUGACAGAUCUCGGGGCUGAGAUCGCCCUCUCCAUGCCUGUGAGCACUAUCAACAAGUUCUCUACAGCUGAGAUGGACGCUCUGAGGAAGAUGAUCAUUCAGGACCCUCAUCCCUUUCUCCUGCAGCCUAGAACAAAACAGGAACUGCUGGUGGACAAAAUGGUGCAGAGGAUGGGCAUGUACACAGGGGUGUUCACCGAGGAGGAGUUCCGUUCACUGGGCAUCAUGGCACCGUUUGUGGUGGAUGAGGUUUUCUUCCGGGUGGACCGCACCUUCUUCGUCGACAAUCUGGUUUCCCUCCUGGGCCUCUGCUACAGCGCGAGCAAGAUGGACCUCGUGGCUCGAAUCCUGCAAGAACCUGCCGUCUUCGGCCCAGUGAAGAACUGGAACCACACGACACUGAGUCAGGUGGACUGGUUCCUCUUCUUCCUGCCUGACAGCAGUCUGCAGGAGAUUCCCCCGGCGUUGAUGACGGUGGGGCGUGUGGAGAAGCUGUUCAUGAGCCAGCGUCGGUGGGAACGUGGAGACGUGGGAGCCCACUGUCUGGACAAGAACGAGAGGAGGGACUUUUUUCAAAAGCAGCAGUUUGUCCUCCAGUUUUUCCUGGGCUUCCUCAAAAUAAACCCCCUGUCACCGAUUCCCAUUGUUCCUACCUGUGAGAUUCUGCACUCUAUAACUCCCGCCGCCUGGACCUCCAGCAGCCUGUCGAGCAUGUCGCCGUCGGCCUUCUCCAACUGUCUGGAGCUGAUGGGUCAUGACCCGUUCCUUGCAUCCUACCAACGCGGCCAGCUGCUCAACAAGGUCAAACAGAUGUACGGCCCCGUCUCCUCCUUCCCCCAGUCGCUGAUCUCUCAGCUGGGUAGACUGGCGUUGGAACUGACAGUCGACGAGCUGAGCAGCCUCCGACUGAUUGAGCGGCGGAGCAUCGCUGCUCUGGGUGCUGUCAGUGACUGGAGCGGCAGACAGCUGGCUACACUCUUUGACAAUGUGUUAAACUACACCAGUCAGCUGGACUCCAGCACACUGGUGGCAAUGGGAUACAUCGUGUGCGGAGCUACGACCGCAGAGAUGAACUCUUUCAAUGCCGUAGAGUUCAGUAACGCAGUGCUCUUUCUGGGUCAGCUGAGGCUGUCCUGCUCAGAGGAGCAGCUCGAUGCUCUGGUGGGGCUGCUGACACAUAGUCUGGCUUUUGGACCCAUAAGUUCGUGGGGAACUGAGGUCUUCAUUGAGGUCGGAGUUCUGGCAGCUGGUCUCCCCGACUUUGCCAUGUCGGCUUUGGUGAAAGAGCAAAUCGAAGGAAUCACACCCGUGGCCAUCUCAAUGAUCUCACCUAAACGCUUUAAUGUGGCUUUAAACUCCAGACAGAUCAGCAUGUUUUCCUACGAGCAGGCCGUUGCAGUAACUCAAGAGCAGGUCUCUUCUCUGUCGGACGUUCAGAGGACAGCUCUUGCUAUGGCGCUGACGCCCUGGGAGAACAGGCCUGUAGACUUCAGAGGGAAGUCACUGGGGUUGGCGCUGAGCCACAGUCCUCUGUGUCUCACACUGGGACUGCUGAUGCUGCUGUUCAUCCUGCCCUGCCCUGAUCUGCCCGGCCACAUGACCCCACUCACCCCUGCUGGAUCAGGAGACACCUCCUCGCCCACAUAACCAAGACGACGUCACCGAUCUGUGGAAACUUGACCUCUUACAAAUAAGCAGCACUUCUGGAUUUCUGAACACUGUAUUCAGUGUAUUUUAUUUUGUGCAGUUUUCCCUUGGACAUGUCAACAUUCAGCACUAAAUUAACCAAUCAAAUAAUUUAAUUCAAAAACAAUUUCACCGUAUGUACAACAUAUCUACAAAGUCCAACCAACACCCAUUUAUUUAUUUUCAUUUCACUUGGUUUAUUCAUUUAUUUAUUCAUUUAUUCAUACUUUGAGAUGCCUGUAUGAACUCCUGCUGUUCCCGUGUAUCUUCCUCAGGGAUGUGUCACCAUACCCAGGAAAACAAACCUAUAACCAAGUAGAUUUGGAUGUAGUUAUUAUACAAUUAUUAUUAACAAAUCCAAGUUGUGCUCAUCCCUACAAAGUUCUAUAUUUUUGCAAAAAUUAUAUACUAUUUUUAUCGGAGUAAGAGCUUUAACCUUUCCUACAUUUAUAUUUUGAUCAUGUGAUAAGAAGGUACAUCAUGCUCGCACUUCAGUCUAUUUUGCUGUGAGUUUUGUAUUGUUGUGCACACUUUCUGGUGUGAUAAAUAUAGACCUGGAUUAUUAAAAUGAACCACUCUGCCUCUGA
Scophthalmus maximus (turbot) is the source of this 2824-nucleotide messenger RNA. RefSeq names its product stereocilin 1 (gene strc1). Lineage: Eukaryota; Metazoa; Chordata; Actinopteri; Pleuronectiformes; Scophthalmidae. Bases 33 to 2198 code for a protein of 721 amino acids. The record is from RefSeq and is a predicted model, not a curated record. The transcript has 16 exons. Gene Ontology annotation, cellular component: stereocilium tip; cell surface; kinocilium. Gene Ontology annotation, biological process: cell-matrix adhesion.